Molecule: messenger RNA, 2126 nt
Organism: Capsicum annuum
Lineage: Eukaryota; Viridiplantae; Streptophyta; Magnoliopsida; Solanales; Solanaceae
Product: probable zinc metallopeptidase EGY3, chloroplastic
Exons: 6
Coding region: 230-1969 (579 amino acids)
Source: RefSeq, a predicted model, not a curated record
AUGCAACAAAAUUUUCUACUACAUCUUACUUAUUAUUUUCCAAAACUAUCACCGUAGGGUAUCAUCUUGUUCAAUUUCAUUGUCACCUUGUGUUGAACACAUUCCACCUGUACUUGUUCUCCAACUUUCUAGACUUCUCCCCAUCAGAUUCCAUUCCAAAAUCUUCUCUUCCUUAAAUGGUUUCCACUAUGUUUUCUCUUCAGUUCAUAGCAUUCUUGAUCAACCCCAUAUGGCAACAGCUCUUUGUGCUGCUACAUCUUCUUCCUCUUGCUCUUCUUCUUGGUCACUCACAAACAGAAAAUCCCAACACCCACUCUCCUUUUCCCUAUAUUCUACUUAUUACAACCCAAAGAGAUUGAAUCUUUACGUUCCUUAUAAAAAGAGGUUGAAUUUUCAUGUUAAAGCUGAGGAAAAAGAUGAUCAACCCUCAUCUUCCUCUCCAUCUGUGGCUGUAGCUUCUGAAGAAAAUGAUUCUUCAAAGAAUGAUGUGCAUGUCCAAGAGGGUCAGAGUAGUGUUCAUGAGCAUGAGUCUGAGAGGAUAGAGAGGGAGAAACAACAAGAAAUGGAUUGGAAAACUGAUGAGGAAUUCAAGAAGUUUAUGGGGAAUCCAUCAAUUGAGGCUGCUAUAAAGCUUGAGAAAAAGAGAGCUGAUAGGAAGCUCAAAGAGCUUAAUAGUGAAACCAGUAGCAACCCACUUGUUGGUUUUUUUAGAAAUUUGGUUCGUGAUAGUUUGUCCAAAGAAAAGGAGAGGUUGGAAAAGGCAGAGGAGGCUUAUGUAGCUCUUGAUCUUAACAAGCUAAGGAAUUGCUUUGGCUUUGAUACGUUCUUCGCAACUGAUGUGAGGAGAUUUGGGGAUGGAGGAAUUUUCAUUGGUAACUUGAGAAGGCCUAUUGAUGAAGUAAUACCCAAAUUGGAAAAGAAGUUAUCAGAGGCUGCUGGAAGGGAGGUCGUCUUGUGGUUCAUGGAGGAAAAGACGAAUGAUAUUGCAAAGCAGGCUUGUGUGGUACAACCGAAGUCAGAGAUGGAUCUUGAAUUUGAAUCAACCAAAUUAAGUACACCUUGGGGUUACAUCAGUGCUGUAGCUUUGGCCGCAACUACUUUGGGCACUAUAACUUUGACCAGUGGUUUCUUUCUUAAGCCUGAUGCUACGAUUGAUGAUUUCUUGACCAACAUUGCACCUCUUUUUGGUGGCUUCUUGACCAUUUUGGGAGUUUCAGAGAUAACCACAAGAGUAACUGCUGCCCGCUAUGGUGUCAAACUUAGUCCAUCUUUUCUUGUUCCAUCCAAUUGGACUGGGUGUCUCGGUGUCAUGAAUAACUAUGAGUCCCUGCUACCAAAUAAAAAGGCUCUAUUUGAUAUUCCAGUUGCUCGUACAGCAAGUGCAUACUUGACAUCGCUAAUACUUGCAGUUGCUGCUUUUGUGGCUGAUGGAAGCUUUAAUGGAGGCGACAAUGCACUGUACAUAAGACCUCAGUUCUUUUAUAAUAAUCCUUUGUUCUCCUUCAUUCAAUAUGUUGUUGGGCCAUAUACUGAUGAUCUUGGGAAUGUGUUGCCUUAUGCUGUUGAAGGCGUGGGAGUUCCUGUUGAUCCCCUUGCUUUUGCUGGGCUUUUAGGAAUGGUUGUUACCUCUUUAAACCUCUUGCCAUGUGGAAGACUAGAAGGCGGGCGCAUUGCACAAGCUAUGUUUGGCAGGAGCACUGCUGCAUUGUUAUCUUUCGCGACUUCCCUUUUGCUAGGAAUAGGCGGUCUAAGUGGAAGCGUGCUAUGUCUGGCUUGGGGACUCUUUGCAACCUUCUUCCGCGGUGGAGAGGAAGUCCCUGCACAAGAUGAGAUCACUCCCCUUGGAAAUGAGAGGUUUGCAUGGGGUUGUGUACUCUUCUUGAUGUGUUUCCUAACCCUUUUCCCCAACAUUGGUGGCACAUUCUCCAGUUCAUUUUUCGGUGCUCCAUACUUCCGCGGUGAUCUGUAAUUAUGAAUUAGUGUAUACUUAUAGCAAAUGUAUUGUAAAGUGCCAAUUUUCAUUUUUGUUGUUAAUAUUAGGUGUUCUUUCUCUCUAAUAUAUUGAAUGAAUAGAUGCAACCCUUAUGCAUUUGAGUGAAAUUCAAUGGAAUUAUGUGCCUUCAAUA